AUGUCCAGAGUAUUUAAACGCCAGCUUUGGAAAGAAAGUGUAUCAAGAGUACUGAAGCAAAAGCUGAAGGAAGAGCGUGAGGCAAAGCGUGCCCAGCUGGACAGCAGACAUGACUAUGUCCUCAGCAUCUUGGCCUUCUGCCUCAGUCUGGAGAAAGCAGAUGUGGAAGAAGCCAUUCUAGAGGGGUCUCAGAUUGAUCGCAUGGAAAAGUUCUUUGCUGCUGGUGGACUUCCUCACAUCAUUUUCUACUAUCAGGAUGUAGACCCAGUAGAAUCUGGUAAGAACAAAAAACCCAAUGUUUUUGUCACAGAGGGGCGGGACAUAGCACUCAAAGGCAUUUGUGUGUUUUUCACAAGGAGCAGUAUUUCAAAGGCCAUCACCUCCGAGAAUAUACACAGAAACAUAAACUUCAACAUGCUUAACACCGUGGAUGUUGGCUUGCUGCAGAGUGUGGAGCAGCUGCUGACAAAGAUCUUCAUCCCAACCCUGAGGAUGAUGAAUGAGUCGGGUGAGACAGCCAACCCCAAAGCCCUCUCCAUUUGGCAGGACUUCUUCAGCUCCCUGGAUGGCUUUGUGGCUGUCCUUGGGGGGGCCCAAGAAAGUCUGAUGGAAAAGGUGAGCCUAAAACCAUGUGAGACGUAUGAUUUGAAAACACUCAAGGGGCCGUCAGACUACGUAGCUGUGGCCAGCAGCACGGAAGCUCUAGAGAAGAUUGAGGGCUGCAUGAAAGCGUGGGUGAAACAGAUUGAGCAGGUUCUGGCAGAGAGUGACCAGCUGAGGAAGGAAGCAGAUGACUUGGGCCCCCGGGCUGAACUGGAUCACUGGAAAAAGCGCAUGUCACGCUUCAAUUACCUGCUGGACCAGCUUAAGAACCCAGAUGUGAAGGCUGUGCUGGGGGUGCUUGUGGUGGCCAAAUCUAAAUUAAUCAAAUCAUGGCGAGAGCUGGAUGCCAGGAUCACAGAUUCUGCCAAUGAGGCAAAAGACAAUGUCAAGUACCUGUACACACUGGAGAAGUUCUGCGACCCACUGUACAACAGUGAUCCAGUCUCAAUGGUGGAUGCUAUUCCUGGUCUGAUCAACGCCAUUCGGAUGAUACAUAGUAUCUCCCGCUACUACAACACCUCAGAGAAGAUCACCUCCCUGUUUGUGAAAGUGACAAACCAAAUGAUAACAAUGUGCAAGGCCUACAUCACAAACAAUGGCGGGGCUACUAUAUGGAACCAGGAUCAGGCCAUUGUAGAGGAGAAAAUUAAAGCGGCUAUCCGACUGAACGAGGAAUACCAGAAAUGCUUCCAUAAAAUGAAGCAGAAACUGGAGCAGAACCCGUCAGAGCGGCAGUUUGAUCUCAGUGAGAUGUACAUCUUUGGGAAAUUUGACACCUUUCAAAGACGACUCAGCAAGAUCCUCAGCAUGUUCAGCACCAUCUCAACGUACUCCACUUUGCAGGACUCCAAAAUCGAGGGCUUGGAAACCAUGGCGACCAGGUUUCAGGCAACUGUAUUAGCUAUGAAGAAGAAACAGUAUAGUUUCUUGGACCAGAGAAGAACGGACUUUGACCAGGACUAUGAAGAAUUUUGUAAAGGCACCAAGGAAUUGCAUGACCAGUUGAAAAAUUUCAUGGAAAAUACAUUUGAUAAAAUCCAAAACACUGCAAGGGCCUUGAACGUCUUGAAGAAAUUUGAAAGGCUUGACAUCCCAGGACUUGGCAUUGAUGACAAAUACCAAAAGGUCCUUCAGAACUAUGGUCGAGACAUCGAGAUGGUCUCAAGGAUUUAUACCAAGCAGAAGGGUGAGCCCCUCAUUGGCCGCAACCUGCCUCCUGUCGCUGGUAAAAUUAUGUGGGUGCGUCAACUCUUCCGCCGCAUCCAGGAGCCCAUGGAACUCUUCCAGCAGCACCCUGGGGUACUAUCCACACCCCUGGCCAAGCGUAUCAUUCGCAGUUACAACAAGGUGGCACAAGUUUUGCUGGAGUUUGAGGUCCUCUAUCACCGACUUUGGAUGAGACAGGUUGAAGUGGCCAAAGCAGGGCUUCAUGCAACUCUGUUGGUAAGAUCUCCAGAGACGGGCGAGCUCUUUGUAAAUUUUGACCCCCAGAUCUUAACCCAAAUCCGGGAGACAGACCUCAUGACAAAAAUGGGUCUGGAGAUUCCCCACUUUGCCGCGGUCCUACAGCAACAACAACACACACUGAAGAAGAAUUACAACAAGCUGCAGUUGAUUCUUUCAGAGAACACCCGCGUGCGGGCGAAGAUCCAAAGUGCCUUCAAGCAGCUUGCCACACCUCACGUGGCUAAGGUGGACAAAGCGAUACUGCCAGGGCUCACUUCUCUCAAUUGGACCUCUCUGAACAUUGAGAAGUACCUCAAUAAUAUAACAUCUGCCCUGGGCAAUCUGGAGCUGCUGAUAGACAGGAUAAAUGAUCUAGUGGAGUUCCGCAUUGAUGCCAUCCUUCAGGAGAUGAGUACCACUACUCUAUGUGUGUUGCCAGAGAAUGAACCUUUCACCUGUGAAGAAUUUGUCCAGAGAACAAGGGAGCUUUGCAUCAAGGGGGCUCAGAGUUUACAUACUAAAAGCUCAUUAGUGGAGGAAGCAGCUAAUGAGCUCAUCAACAUGUUGCUGGAGUUUGAACAAAAUAAAGAGGAGGAGGAGGAGAAAUUUAAUUGCAUUAGCAGGACUGAGAGCAAAACUGGACAUGAAGAGACUGAGGAGAACGGCAAGACAGAAGCCAGGCUUCUGUCCCGCAAUGCCACGGGGACCAGCAUAGGUCCACCCUCCCCCCUGGGAAAGAAAAAGAAAAAGAGGGACAUGAUGGAAAUCAUGGAGGAGGAGGCACAGGAGCUUCUCUCCCACUUCAACCACCGGAACGUGGAUGCGCUUCUCCGUGUGACCCGCAACACCUUGGAGCACCUGCGGAGACGUGUCCACACUUCAUCUGUGCUGCACUUCAUGGAGAGCAGCUCUCUGGACCGACAGAAGGGCAGCAUCCUAAGGCCCAUUUUUAGGACCAGUGUGUGUCUGGCCAUCCCUAACAUUGUAAUGGUCCCUGCUCUGGAUGAGGUUCAGCAGGCCCUGAACCGAGCUGUGGAAUGCGUGGUCAGCGUCAGCAAGGGUGUUGCCCAGUGGAGCAAAGAGAGGAUCUCCAAGAGAAAGAUGAAUGAGAGGAGGGCAGCGGCUCUGGGAUUGAACAGUGGUGACAGUGACUCUGAAGAUGGGGAUGCUACACACAGGAGCUUGGCUGAUGACAAUAUUUCAGACAUCUCAGCCUCUGUGAACCAAACCAUUCCAUUUGAACCCAAGAAUUACUUCAAGAGUGUUUCUGAAAACAAGGAGAUUGUCAAGCUGGUGUCGGUCCUUAGCUCUUCCAUCAACUCUACCAAGAAGGAUGUGAUGAAUGCCCUGGAACGCUUCAGCCGUUACCACCACAUCUGGAGAAAGGAACGUGAAGAUGCUCUCCUAAAGUUUAGCGAGGACAACCCACUGCUGUCAGACUUUGAGUCUCAGAUCCUCUACUACAGAGGCCUGGAACAGGAAAUUAAUGCUGAGCCUGAUUUUGUUACUGUUGGAGCUCUCGCCCUCUUCACAGCUGACCUGAAAUUAGCCCUGACCAUGGAGACUAAAGCUUGGAUGGUGGAAUAUGGACAUCACUGCAAUAAGAAGUACAGGACAGAGAUGGAACACAUCUUUACCUUUGUGGAAGAAGCUGGCAAGAAACUGAAUCGUCAGAUCAAGGACCUGGAUGACAUAAGGAUUGCCAUGGUAACAUUAAAAGAAAUUAGGGAGCACCAGAUUGCCACUGACUUCCAGGUUGGCCCCAUAGAGGAGUGUUAUGCUAUGCUACAAAAAUAUGAGCUGCUGGUGGCCAAGGAGGAUGCAGAGAAGGUGGAUACUCUACGGUAUACCUGGGAGAAGCUUUUGACACGUGGCACAGAGGUACAGAAUGAGUUGGUUGCUUUGGAACCCAAAUUCAGGGGUGAGCUAAUCAACAAUAUGCAAACGUUUGUGGAAGACUGCGAUCACUUUUACAAAGAUUACGACAAGAAUGGCCCAAUGGCUGCCGGUCUACCUCCCCAGGAUGCCAGUGAUAGACUGAUCAUGUUUCAGAACCGCUUUGACAACCUCUACCGUAAGUAUGUCACGUACACGGGAGGAGAGGAGCUGUUCGGUCUCCCUGUGACAGAGCAUCCUCAGCUUCUGGAGAUCAAGAAGCAGCUCACACUCCUCCAAAAACUGUAUGGGCUCUACAGUAACGUCAUCGACACUGUCAACAGCUAUUACGACAUUCCAUGGACUGACAUCAGCAUUGAGAAGAUCAACAAUGAGCUUCUUGACUUCCAGGCUCGAUGCCGUAAGCUUCCCCGUGCCCUGAAGGACUGGCAGGCCUUCCUAGAUCUGAAGAAAACAAUUGAUGACUUCAGUGAAUCCUGUCCUUUACUGGAACUAAUGUCUAACAAGGCCAUGAUGCCACGUCACUGGAGAAGGAUCACUGAAGUCACAGGACGUACUUUCGAGGUUGAGACGGAAACAUUCAAGCUGCGGAACAUCAUGGAAGCCCCACUUUUGAAAUACAAAGAAGAGAUUGAGGAUAUCUGCAUUAGUGCAGUCAAGGAAAGAGACAUUGAGCAGAAGCUGAAGCAGGUGAUUGCUGAAUGGGACAAUAAAACCUUCACUUUUGCAAACUUCAAGACUCGAGGAGAACUGUUGCUGCGAGGUGACAGUACUUCUGAGGUUAUUGCUAAUAUGGAAGACAGUUUAAUGGUACUUGGGUCUCUGAUGAGCAACAGGUACAACACUCCAUUCAAAGCGCAGAUUCAGAAAUGGGUGCAGAAUCUUUCUAAUACUACUGAUAUUAUUGAAAACUGGAUGACAGUCCAGAACCUGUGGAUUUACCUAGAAGCAGUAUUUGUAGGUGGAGAUAUUGCCAAACAGCUACCUAAGGAGGCUAAGUGGUUCUCCAACAUCGAUAAAUCCUGGAUGAAGAUCAUGACACGUGCCCAUGAGAUGCCUAACGUAGUGCAGUGCUGCGUGGGUGACGAGACGAUGGGUCAGCUGCUUCCACACCUGUUGGACCAGCUAGAGAUGUGCCAGAAGUCUCUCACCGGAUACUUGGAGAAAAAGCGUCUCCUUUUCCCCCGGUUCUUCUUUGUGUCGGACCCCACGCUGCUGGAGAUCCUAGGCCAAGCCUCUGAUUCGCAUACCAUCCAAGCUCAUCUGCUCAACGUCUUUGACAACAUCAAAUCAGUCCACUUCCAUGACAAGGUAUAUGACCGGAUCCUGGCCAUCUCAUCACGGGAGGGAGAGACAGUGGAGCUGGACCGGCCUGUCACAGCAGAGGGGAAUGUAGAGCUGUGGCUUAAUGCCCUGCUAAAGGAAUCCCAGAGGUCUCUGCACUUGAUCAUUCGGCAGGCUGCGCUUGCCAUUCAGGACCCAGCCUUCCAGCUCAUAGACUUCCUGGACUCUUACCCUGCUCAGAUUGGUCUACUGGGAAUUCAAAUGAUUUGGACUCGAGAUGCUGAAGAAGCACUGACAAAUGCACGAUAUGACCGCAAAAUUAUGGCCAAAACCAACCAGUCCUUCCUAGAGCUCCUAAAUACGCUCAUAGGCAUGACCACCAAGGACCUGGGAACCAUGGAACGCACCAAGUAUGAAACCCUCAUAACCAUCCAUGUACAUCAGAGGGACAUCUUUGAUGACCUGUGUCGAAUGCACAUAAAGAGCCCCUCUGACUUUGAAUGGCUGAAGCAGUGUCGCUUUUACUUCAGUGAGGACUCAGACAAGAUGCUCAUUAACAUCACAGAUGUAGGAUUUGUAUACCAGAAUGAGUUCCUAGGGUGCACUGACAGACUGGUCAUCACCCCGCUCACCGACAGGUGCUAUAUAACUCUGGCCCAGGCUCUAGGGAUGAGUAUGGGGGGAGCACCAGCUGGCCCUGCAGGAACAGGCAAGACAGAAACCACAAAGGACAUGGGCCGCUGUCUGGGAAAAUAUGUAGUGGUCUUCAAUUGCUCUGAUCAAAUGGACUUCAGAGGACUAGGCAGAAUAUUUAAAGGCCUUGCUCAGUCAGGUUCCUGGGGAUGUUUCGAUGAAUUCAACCGCAUCAACCUGCCCGUCCUUUCUGUGGCUGCCCAGCAAAUAGCCAUUGUGCUGACUUGCAAGAAGGAGCGCCGGAAGAAUUUCAUCUUCACUGAUGGGGACAAUGUGGAGAUGAACCCUGAGUUUGGGAUCUUCCUGACAAUGAAUCCAGGUUAUGCCGGUCGCCAGGAACUUCCUGAGAACCUGAAGAUCAACUUCCGCUCAGUGGCCAUGAUGGUCCCUGACAGACAAAUCAUCAUCCGUGUGAAACUGGCCAGCUGUGGCUUCAUAGACAAUGUUGAGCUGGCAAGGAAGUUCUUCACCCUGUAUAAAUUGUGCGAGGAGCAGCUAUCCAAACAGGUGCAUUAUGACUUUGGACUCCGAAAUAUUUUGUCCGUGCUGCGCACACUUGGUGCUGCGAAACGAGCCAACCCAAGUGACACAGAAUCCACAAUUGUUAUGAGAGUUCUAAGGGACAUGAACUUGUCCAAACUGAUUGACGAGGAUGAGCCUCUGUUUCUCAGCUUAAUCGAGGAUCUCUUCCCUGGGAUUCAGCUGGACAAAGCAGGUUACCCAGACUUAGAAUCAGCUAUUGACAAACAGAUUGCAGAAGCUGGCCUUGUCAAUCAUCCUCCUUGGAAGCUGAAGAUCAUCCAGCUGUUUGAGACACAGAGAGUCCGCCAUGGGAUGAUGGCUUUAGGUCCAAGUGGGGCAGGGAAAACCACUUGCAUUCACACUUUGAUGAGGGCGAUGACAGACUGUGGACAGCCUCACAGGGAGAUGCGCAUGAACCCCAAAGCCAUUACAGCACCCCAGAUGUUUGGCCGCCUGGAUGUCGCCACUAACGACUGGACUGAUGGCAUUUUUUCCACAUUGUGGAGGAAAACCCUAAGGGCAAAGAAAGGUGAGCACAUCUGGAUUGUCCUGGAUGGGCCUGUCGACGCCAUCUGGAUUGAAAACCUAAACUCAGUUCUAGAUGACAACAAGACCCUCACUCUGGCCAAUGGAGACCGUAUCCCCAUGGCCCCCAACUGCAAGAUUGUCUUUGAGCCUCAUAACAUUGACAAUGCAUCACCAGCUACUGUUUCCCGCAAUGGGAUGGUAUUCAUGAGCUCUUCUGUUCUCAGCUGGAGCCCCAUUCUGGAGGGCUGGCUGAAGAAGCGGUCGCUGCAGGAGGGUGUGGUGCUCCGGGAACUCUACUCUUCUUCCUUCUCUGAGAUGUACAGCUUCAGCAUCCAGUGCUUGGAGUACAAGAUGGAGAUGCUAGAGGCUUUUGUCAUAAUGCAGAGCAUCAACAUGCUGCAGGGCCUCAUCCCACCAAAGGACCAAAGUGGUGAGGUCUCCAGGGAGCACAUGGAGCGCCUCUACACCUUUGCCCUGAUGUGGAGCAUUGGUGCUGUCCUGGAACUAGAAGACCGCAAGAAGUUGGAGGCCUGGCUUCGCAGCCUUGAUCGCAUCCACUUGGACCUGCCAGCCAUCUCUCCAGGCAGUGAAGAUACCAUGUUCGACUAUUACGUGAACCAGAGUGGUCACUGGGUUCACUGGAACACUCGAGUGGAGGAGUACAUCUACCCAGUGGAAAACACCCCGGAAUAUGGGUCCAUUUUGGUGCCCAACGUAGACAAUGUCAGAACGGACUUCCUUAUCCAAACCAUUGCCAAACAGGGAAAGGCUGUGUUGCUGAUAGGAGAGCAAGGUACAGCCAAGACUGUCAUCAUCAAAGGAUACAUGUCAAAGUAUGACCCCGAGCUGCACAUGGCUAAGAGUGUCAACUUCUCUUCAGCCACAACUCCUCUCAUGUUCCAGCGUACUGUUGAGAGCUACCUAGACAAGAGAAUGGGAACAACAUAUGGACCUCCGGCUGGAAAGAAAAUGUCUAUUUUUGUGGAUGACAUCAACAUGCCCGUCAUCAAUGAAUGGGGAGACCAGGUGACAAACGAGAUAGUUCGCCAGCUGAUGGAACAGAAUGGAUUCUACAACCUUGAGAAACCGGGGGAGUUCACCAAUAUUGUGGACAUCCAGUUCCUGGCAGCCAUGAUUCACCCGGGGGGUGGCCGCAAUGACAUUCCCCAAAGACUCAAAAGACAGUUUUCCAUCUUCAACUGCACUCUGCCAUCCAAUGCCUCCAUUGAUAAAAUAUUUGGCGUGAUAGGGACAGGCCACUACUGUGCACAACGUGGCUUCCCUGGGGAGGUGCAGUCGGCCGUAUCCCAGCUGGUGCCACUCACCCGGCGCCUGUGGCAGGCCACCAAGGCCAAAAUGCUGCCCACCCCAGCCAAUUUUCACUAUGUCUUCAACCUGCGAGACCUGUCGAGGAUCUGGCAGGGCAUGCUCAAUGCCACAGCUGAGAUGGUGUCCACUCGGCGUGUUGUACUACAGCUGUGGAAACAUGAGUGCAAGAGGGUCAUUGCUGAUCGUUUCACCAUUUCUGAGGAUGUGGAGUGGUUUGACAAGGCCCUGGCCAAGCUUGUGGAAGAAGAGCUGGGGGAAGAGGACAGGGCUGGUGUUGAUUUCGGGGUGGACACCUACUUUGUUGACUUCCUUAGGGAUGCACCGGAAGCUACUGGAGAGGAGCCUGAGGAGACAGAUUUUGACAUGCCUAAAGUGUACGAGCCAAUUGAGUCAUUUGAGAGCCUCAAGGAUCGGCUGAACAUGUUCCUGGCCCACUACAAUGAGAGCAUUCGAGGGUCCGGCAUGGACAUGGUCUUCUUCAGGGAUGCAAUGAUUCAUCUAGUCAAGGUGUCCCGAAUAAUUCGAACUCCCAGAGGAAAUGCUCUGCUGGUCGGAGUCGGGGGAUCUGGCAAGCAAAGUUUGACGAGACUGGCAUCUUUCAUUGCUGGAUACAAAACCUUUCAGAUAACAUUAACAAGGUCCUACAACACCAGUAACUUGAUGGAGGAUCUGAAGAACCUGUACAGGACAGCUGGUCAGCUGGGCAAAGGCAUCACCUUCAUCUUCACUGACAAUGAAAUCAAGGACGAGUCCUUCCUGGAGUACAUGAAUAACGUCCUGUCAUCUGGAGAGGUGUCAAACCUGUUUGCUCGAGAUGAAAUAGAUGAAAUCUUCAGCGACCUUAUACCUGUCAUGAAACGAGAGGUGCCUCGACGACCCCCGACCAACGAAAACCUACAUGAGUUCUUCAUGAGCCGGAUCCGUCAAAACCUGCAUGUGGCCCUAUGCUUCUCCCCAGUUGGAGAGAAGUUCCGCAACCGGGCCCUAAAAUUCCCAGCCCUCAUUUCAGGAUGCACAAUGGACUGGUUCAGUCGCUGGCCAAAAGAUGCUCUAAUAGCAGUGUCAGAGCACUUCCUGUCCACCUACAACAUUGACUGCUCCGCAGAAGUGAAGGCACAGGUGGUGCAGUGCAUGGGCUCCUUCCAGGAUGGUGUAGCGGAGAGGUGUUCAGAAUACUUCCAGAGAUACCGCCGCUCCACCCACGUCACACCCAAGUCCUAUCUAUCCUUCAUCCAAGGAUACAAAGCAAUCUACAAAGAAAAGCACUCUGAAGUACAGACCCUUGCAAACAGGAUGAACACGGGGCUUCAGAAGCUGAAGGAGGCAUCUGAGUCAGUAGCUGUCCUGAGCAAGGAGCUAGAGGUUAAAGAAAAGGAGCUACAGAUUGCCAAUGAGAAGGCAGACAUGGUUUUGAAGGAAGUGACAGUAAAGGCGCAUGCUGCGGAGAAGGUGAAGGUGGAAGUGCAGAAGGUGAAGGACAAGGCCCAGGCCAUCGUGGACAGCAUCUCUGCUGACAAGGCAAUUGCAGAGGAGAAGCUGGAGGCAGCAAAGCCUGCCUUGGAGGAAGCAGAGGCUGCCCUUCAGACAAUCAAGCCUUCAGACAUUGCCACAGUACGCACACUGGGACGACCCCCCCACCUGAUUAUGCGCAUCAUGGACUGCGUGCUGCUGCUGUUCCAGCGCAAGGUCAAUGCUGUGAAGAUUGACCCUGAGAAGAACUGCAACACACCUUCCUGGCAAGAGUCCCUCAAACUCAUGACAGCUGGAAACUUCCUGGGCAGCCUACAACAAUUCCCCAAGGACACCAUUAAUGAGGAAGUGGUCGAGCUGCUUCAUCCUUACUUUGACAUGGCAGACUAUAACAUUGAGACGGCCAAGCGGGUGUGUGGUAAUGUGGCCGGCCUCUGCUCCUGGACCAAGGCCAUGGCUUCUUUCUUUGCCAUCAACAAGGAAGUUCUCCCUUUGAAGGCCAACUUGGCAGUGCAGGAAAACCGCUUGACCAUAGCCAACGCUGACCUACAGAAGGCCCAGGCUGAACUUGAUGAGAAGCAAGCUGAGCUGGACGUGGUCCAGGGUGAAUACGACAAAGCCAUGAUGGAGAAACAGGCCCUUCUGGAAGAUGCAGAGCGUUGUAGGCAUAAGAUGCAGAACGCCUCCAGUCUAAUAAGUGGUCUGGCAGGAGAGAAGGAGCGCUGGACAGAGCAGAGCAAAGAGUUUGCUGCACAGACCAAGCGCCUCGUCGGGGAUGUCUUGCAAGCCACAGCAUUCCUGUCUUACUCGGGCCCAUUCAACCAGGAAUUCCGCAACUUGCUAUUGGCAGACUGGCAGCGGGAGAUGAAGACAAGGCAGAUCCCUUUCAGGAAUGGUGUCCAUCCGACUGACAUGCUGAUUGAUGCUCCCACGAUAAGCGAGUGGAACCUACAGGGGCUGCCAAAUGAUGACCUGUCCAUCCAGAAUGGCAUCAUUGUCACCAAGGCAGCACGGUUUCCUCUACUUAUUGACCCACAGACUCAGGGAAAGACCUGGAUCAAGAACAUGGAGGCCAAGAAUGAACUGCAGAUCACCUCCCUGAAUCAUAAGUACUUCAGGAACCAUUUGGAGGACAGUCUUUCUUUAGGACGGCCUCUCCUUAUUGAAGAUGUUGGGGAGGAGAUGGACCCAGCGCUGGACAAUGUCCUUGAGAAGAACUUCAUUAAGAGUGGCUCCACAUAUAAAGUGAAGGUGGGAGACAAGGAGGUGGAUGUGAUGAGAGGAUUUCGCCUUUAUAUCACAACCAAGCUUCCCAAUCCUGCAUAUAGCCCGGAGAUCAGUGCUCGCACUUCCAUCAUAGACUUCACUGUCACCAUGAGAGGUCUAGAGGAUCAGCUACUGGGCAGAGUCAUUUUGACUGAAAAACAGGAACUGGAGAAAGAGCGGACAGACCUCCUGGAGGAUGUGACGGCCAACAAGCGCAAGAUGAAGGAGUUGGAGGACAACUUGCUAUUUCGGCUCACGAGCACACAGGGUUCACUGGUGGAGGAUGAGAGCCUCAUUGUUGUCCUAGGCAACACUAAACGCACGGCUGAGGAAGUGACACAGAAGCUGCAGACGGCAGCUGAGACGGAGGUCCAGAUCAACACGGCUCGAGAGGAAUAUCGACCAGUUGCUACGAGAGGUAGCAUCCUGUACUUCCUCAUCACAGAGAUGAGCAUGGUGAAUGUGAUGUAUCAAACCUCCCUCCGGCAAUUUCUGGGGCUCUUCGACCUCUCUCUGGCCAGGUCACCGAAAAGCCCAAUUACCAGCAAGAGGAUUGCCAGCAUUAUCGAGUACAUGACCUUCGAGGUGCACAAGUACGCUGCCAGGGGCUUGUAUGAGGAACACAAGUUCCUCUUCACUCUCCUGCUCACUCUGAAGAUUGACAUGCAGAAUAACCGCGUAAAACAUGAGGAGUUCCUCACCCUAAUUAAAGGUGGUGCUUCCCUGGAUCUCAAGGCCUGUCCCCCUAAAGCGGCCAGGUGGAUCUUGGACAUGACUUGGCUAAACCUGGUGGAGCUCAGCAAGCUGUGGCAGUUCUCUGACAUCCUCAGUCAGAUUGGCAGGAAUGAGAAGCAGUGGAAGACUUGGUUUGACAAGGAGGCGCCAGAGGAGGAGAUCAUUCCCAACGCGUACAAUCAGUCUCUGGACUGCUUUCGACGCCUGCUCCUAAUCCGUUGCUGGUGCCCUGACAGAACCAUUGCUCAGGCUCGAAAGUACAUUGUGGACUCUUUGGGUGAGAAGUAUGCAGAAAGUGUGAUUCUAGACCUAGAAAAGACAUGGGAAGAAUCAGGCCCCCGUACCCCUUUAAUCUGCUUUCUGUCGAUGGGUUCUGACCCUACGGACUCCAUCAUUGCCCUGGGCAAGAGGCUGAAGAUUGAGACCCGCUAUGUGUCGAUGGGCCAGGGUCAGGAAGUCCAUGCUCGCAAACUCCUUCAGCAAACUAUGACUAAUGGAGGCUGGGCCCUUCUACAGAACUGCCAUCUGGGAUUGGACUUCAUGGAUGAGCUGAUGGAUACAAUCACAGAAUCAGAAUUGGUGCAUGAGUCCUUCCGCCUGUGGAUGACCACUGAGGUCCAUAAACAGUUCCCCAUCACCUUGCUUCAGAUGUCCAUCAAAUUUGCAAAUGAGCCCCCUCAGGGACUAAAGGCAGGCCUAAAAAGAACCUAUGGAGGCAUCAGCCAGGAUCUCUUAGAUGUGAGCAACAUGGUCCAGUGGAAACCCAUGUUGUAUGCUGUGGCCUUUCUGCACUCCACCGUCCAAGAGAGGAGGAAGUAUGGUUCCUUGGGGUGGAACAUCCCCUAUGAGUUCAACCAAGCUGACUUCAAUGCCACAGUGCAGUUUGUUCAGAACCACCUGGAUGACGUUGAUGUGAAGAAGGGAGUAUCUUGGAAUACACUGCGCUACAUGAUAGGUGAGAUCCAGUAUGGAGGACGGGUGACAGAUGACUAUGAUAAGCGUCUCCUGAACACAUUUGCCACGGUCUGGUUUAGUGAGAACAUGUUUGGAGCGGACUUUUGUUUCUACAAGGGGUACAGCAUACCCAAAUGUACCAGUGUGGAACAGUAUCUUCAGUACAUUCAGAGCCUACCUGCUUAUGACACACCUGAAGUUUUUGGACUGCACCCCAAUGCUGACAUCACUUAUCAGAGCAAACUGGCUAAAGAUGUACUGGAUACCAUCCUUAGCAUCCAGCCCAAAGACAGCUCCAGUGGAGGUGGGGAGACCAGAGAGAGCAUUGUGGGACGCCUGGCAGAUGACAUGCUUGAGAAGCUUCCACCAAAUUACGUUCCAUUUGAGGUCAAGGAAAGGCUGAAAAAGAUGGGUUCUCUCCAGCCCAUGAAUAUCUUCCUGAGACAAGAGAUAGAUCGCAUGCAGAAAGUCAUCCAGCUGGUGAGAAACACCCUGACUGAUCUGAAACUGGCCAUUGAUGGGACCAUCAUCAUGAGUGAGAACCUGAGAGAUGCGCUGGACUGUAUGUAUGAUGCCCGCAUACCUGAGCGCUGGAAAAAGGCAUCCUGGGCGUCCAGCACUCUAGGGUUCUGGUUUACUGAGCUGCUGGAGCGAAACCGACAGUUCCAGGCCUGGAUUUUUGAGGGACGACCCAACUGCUUCUGGAUGACGGGUUUCUUCAAUCCUCAGGGGUUUCUAACAGCUAUGAGACAGGAAAUUACUCGAGCAAAUAAAGGCUGGGCGCUGGACCGCAUGGUGCUGUGCAAUGAGGUCACCAAAUGGAUGAAGGAUGAUAUCAGUCAGCCACCCUCAGAGGGAGUGUAUGUGUAUGGCCUGUACCUGGAGGGAGCAGGCUGGGAUCGCAGGACCUGCAAGCUGGUCGAGUCAAAACCCAAAGUACUCUUUGAGAUGAUGCCUGUCAUCAGGAUGUAUGCUGAAAAUAAUGGUGUGAAAGACGCUCGAUUGUACUCAUGUCCUAUUUACAAGAAACCAGUGAGAACAGACCUGAAUUACAUAGCCUCUGUGGACCUGCGAACUGCGGUGCCGCCUGAACACUGGAUUCUGCGAGGAGUGGCCCUGCUGUGCGACGUGAAAUAGACCC
Scleropages formosus (Asian bonytongue) is the source of this 13867-nucleotide messenger RNA. It is a transcript of the gene dnah5, whose product is annotated as dynein, axonemal, heavy chain 5. Gene Ontology annotation, molecular function: minus-end-directed microtubule motor activity; dynein intermediate chain binding; ATP binding. Gene Ontology annotation, biological process: microtubule-based movement. The record is from RefSeq and is a predicted model, not a curated record. Bases 1 to 13863 code for a protein of 4620 amino acids. The transcript has 79 exons. Gene Ontology annotation, cellular component: axonemal dynein complex. Lineage: Eukaryota; Metazoa; Chordata; Actinopteri; Osteoglossiformes; Osteoglossidae.